This is a messenger RNA of Erigeron canadensis, 1101 nucleotides long. RefSeq lists its product as uncharacterized. The transcript is spliced from 2 exons. The record is from RefSeq and is a predicted model, not a curated record. The coding region runs from base 1 to 1101 and encodes 366 amino acids. Lineage: Eukaryota; Viridiplantae; Streptophyta; Magnoliopsida; Asterales; Asteraceae.
AUGUAUAAUACGAAUGUUGGUAUAUUUGCCUCACCAGAACAACAUUCGCUUUUUCCUAUGACGAUUCCUUGUCCAAAUAUCUCGAGUGAAGAUUAUCGGGUCUUUUAUCGUCACGAACGACGAUUAUUGACUCUCUUACUCGUAUCUCUACAUCGAGAGGUAGCUCAAUCGAUACUCAUAUUGGGUUUUCUUUUAUGGGUCGAGAGAGAAGGGUAUACCUCAAAAAAUCUUGUUCAAACCAUUCUCCGUUCUUUGUCAUUAGACGUUGUAAAUUUGGUCAUCGAUGAGGUUGUGAUUUGCUUGAAAUGCAUAGAAAAAAAAGAAAAUAAGGCUGAACUCGAUCAAAGCAACAUCACACAUAAUAUAGAGUUGCUACAAAAUUUUUUGGAUCGAAAGAAGAUAUGUUUAAAGGAAUUACAUAAAAAUUGUAUCCGAAUUUUGGAUGAGGUGUCUUGUAUAGCAAAAGAUGUUUGUCAUAAGGCACUUGAUGACAUCAUGCAUCAGUUUAUAAAACGUGACACACCUCUACCAACAAUUGCAUCCUCUAUGGCCGAUAUUAUCACUACAACUUGUACUACUCGAGGGUCUAUUUCUCGCUACCUUUCUAUAGGUCCAAGUGUCCCCUUUCCUUCUAGUAGCAACUCUCUUGCAUUGUACACUGAUUCCACUAUUGUUGCACUACAAAAUAGGCCCAUUUUUGCAAAUGGUUCUUCGCUAAAUCGAAUGCUUGACUUAGGCAAAUCUUCUAAAAAUAUAUUUUUUCCAUCACUCAUAAAAGACGAUCAAGAACAUGAAGUAGUAUCACCAGAUGAUCGAACCAUAUUCCUCACAUUCUCAAAAGGGUAUCCCAUAUCUGAAAGCGAAGUUAGAGACUAUUUCACUAGUUACUUUGGGGAUUUCAUCGAGGAGAUCUAUAUGCAUGAUGUAGGACCAGACGAACAAUCACUAUAUGCUCGAAUUGUAGCUUUCUCGGCUUGUAUGGUUAAAGUGAUAGUGGAGAGAGAUGGUCCUCAUGGAAAAUCCAAAUACAACAUUAACGGAAAGCAUGUUUGGGCUAGAAAAUAUGUCAAAAAGAAACCUUCUAGGAUGUCACCUAAUUAA